AUGGCUGAAUCGAGAGGCGAGCAAUUUUCUUUCCAAAAAACAGAAAAAGAAUCUUCCUUACAGUUUCCAGAAAACUUUUAUAUAGUUCAAUUCCACGACGGGCUAGCACUAGUCCCUAAUAACUGGUUGCAAGAAUCUGUUAAAAAGCAACAGGUUUGCUUCUAUCCAAAUUACGAUGCGAAAAAGAGGCUGAAUAAGGCAAUAAAAAAUAAAAAAAUACCGGAUUUAAGAAAUGUAAAAGCUGGCUGGGCAAUGUAUGAUGUUCUACGCUUUUUUGCUUCAGCAGAUACUUUUGAACGAGGCCAAGAAAAGUUAAGGAUGGCUGAAAAUAUAUCGGACAUAAAUACUGAAGAUGAAGAAAAUGUGAAACAAACACGUCAUGAUAGAGCUACUGCAAAAAAUUUUACGUCAUCUGAUAAUGAAUCUUCUGGUACAGAAGUGGAUUCAUUGUCUCCUUUACCAGACCCGAAGGAAUUUUCUGAAUCACAAAAAUUGUUUUAUUCGGAAAAGUCUGCACAGGUUUUAGCAACCUUUGAAAAUCCAAGCAUUGCACUCGAAAAAAUCAAAAUGAUUCCAAUUGAAAAGAAAAAACAGAGAAUUAUUGAUCAACAAGAAACAGAAAUGAUCACUACACAUAACAAGAAAGAGAUAGAAAAUAAAAAUCAAGAUUUUAACGAUAAAGAUGAUGUUUAUUCCAUUGACAAAAAGUUAACAAAUAAAAAUAAUGAAGAUCAAACUCAAAAAGUGUUGAAAGAAAUUUUAAAAAAAGUUAAUCGCCUCCUGAUUGAAGUAGCAUACAUUGAUAGAAGACUCAAUAGAAUGGAAAAUAAAAUAACAAAUCAAACCAUUAGAAAUCAAGAAAAUAAUAUAAAUGAAGAAGCUUUUACAUUUAACGCUAUUUCAUCUAUUAAUGAGCUGCAACUUUUUGAAGAAAAUUUAAAAAAUGAAGAGUUUUUCGUGAAAAUGCGCAAUGCUGAUUUCAUUAAAACUUCUGAUAGCUAUUAA
Nylanderia fulva is the source of this 1005-nucleotide messenger RNA. NCBI's taxonomy places the organism in Eukaryota, Metazoa, Arthropoda, Insecta, Hymenoptera, Formicidae. The record is from RefSeq and is a predicted model, not a curated record.